Molecule: messenger RNA, 1335 nt
Organism: Andrographis paniculata
Lineage: Eukaryota; Viridiplantae; Streptophyta; Magnoliopsida; Lamiales; Acanthaceae
Product: aspartic proteinase CDR1-like
Exons: 2
Coding region: 1-1335 (444 amino acids)
Biological process (GO): proteolysis
Cellular component (GO): extracellular region
Molecular function (GO): aspartic-type endopeptidase activity
Source: RefSeq, a predicted model, not a curated record
AUGGGCUACUUACACAAAUCCCUAUGGAUAUUUCUCAUUCUGUUCAUCCAUCAUGUGAGUGAACUUUCCGCCACCAGCCGCCGCAGCACUCCCGCCGGCGGCGGCCGCAGCGCAAAGUUUGCGUUGAUGUCCCGCAGCUCCCCGAACUCGCCGUUCUACAAUGCGUCGGAGACGCCCUACGACCGUAUACAAGAUGCAUUCCGGCGGUCGAAUCUCCGGCAGGCCGGAAUUCGACUAAUGAAAGAGUCGAUGAUAUCUCCGGCGAAGGACGCGCAAUCGAGCAUCACCGUAGACAACACCGAGUACAUAAUGCGGAUGUUCAUCGGCGACGACAACGACCGCCAGGUAGUCUUCUUAAUUCCCGACACCGGGAACUUUGUUACGUGGACGCAAUGCAAGCCGUGCCAUGAGUGCUUCCAUCAGUACGACCCGAUCUUCGAUCCCUCACGAUCGAAGACUUUCAAAACCAUCCCAUGCACGGCGCCGGAGUGUAAAUCCUUGGUGCAUUACUCUUGCGGCCACCACGACGCCUGCGUUUACGAGGUGGCUUACGCCGACGGGAGCCGUAGCCAAGGCACGUUGUCGGUCGACACGGCUUAUCUCGACAAUAAGGCGCAGUAUCUCGAAGCUUUUCCGAACUUUGUGUUCGGGUGCGGGCACAAAAAUUCCGGGAUCUUCAGGGGCCGGUCUAGCGGGAUAGCUAGCCUCGGCGACCACCCGCUAUCGCUCAUCCGGCAAUUUGGCGAGAACAAAUUCCUUUAUUGCCUUGAGAAUCUCAAUUCGCCGUUCGACGGCAUCAUAAUAUUUGGCGAACGCGCCGAGGCCACAGGGCCAGACGUGGUGACAACUCCGGUGGUCAAGAAAGAAGGCCACCACUUCUACUAUAUAACGUUGGACGCGAUAACGGUGGGCGGUCAACGGCUGGGUUUUGCGGACAGCGGGAAAGAGGGGAACAUAAUAAUCGACUCGGGGACGACGAUGACAUACCUCCCGCGGGAUCUUUACAAUGCGGUGGCGGCGGCGGUGAAGGCAGGGAUUCCCGAUACGCCGUUGCAGACCACUGAUAAGCUGUGCUACAAGAUACCGGAAGGCGGGGUGAAGUGGCAGUUCCCGGAGAUAAAGGCGAGCUUCAAAGGAGGCAUGGACGUGUUGCUGCCGCGGGCGGGGAUCUUCGUGUCGCCCCAGCCCGGCGUGCUCUGCAUGUCUAUACUUCCCAACGCCGGAAAUACUGACAACAUUUUCGGCUACUUGUCGCAUUUCGAUCAUAUCAUUGCGUUGGAUCUCAAUGCUCAUACGCUCAGAAUCAAGCCGGAGGACUGUCAAACUCUUUUCUGA